GCAAGAGCUUGGCUCCACCGUUCCCAACGGGAGACCAAUUUCAUUUCCGUUCGUAGGCCGGAUCGGUAUGUACGGAAAAACCUCCGGAUUAUGAGACUGGAUCAGCUGUGAGGAAAUGAUUGCUUUCCCCCCCCUUCUGAAACUGCGCAUGCGUUGGCUAGGUUUUGGCGCCUUCUUUUGUCUUUCUGAGGAAGUUGUUGCUGAGGUGAACUUGGAGCCCGGCGGUACCGGGGGCGCGUCGCUUCUUCUUCGCUUGGCCUCGAGAAACCCUUCCUUAAUCCAUUGAUUUAUUUUUAUUUUUUGCUCUCGACUACAUUUCCGCAGGGCUGCUCUUCUGAGGUUCUUCUUGGCUCAGGAGAAACUCGCUGUCCCAUGAAGAGAGGCACUGAGGUGAAACCGUGUAUUUUCUUAAUUGUAUUAACAGUGCAAUGGAAAAGAAAAAUGUUGAUAUAUCUGCGAAGAAACCAUCUUUGUUUGAAAUAUUCAAAACACAAUACAGUGAAUCAGACCUAGGACCAAUAAGUCUCAAUUGGUUUGAAGAACUCAGUUCAGAAGCUCCACCUUAUGAUGUGAAAAAAACAGAAGACCCCUUACACAAAACUAUGGAUCAAAAUACUUUCAAAACCCCAAAAGGGAAGUUGUCUAGAAAUAAGUUAUCAACGCCCAUGAUUUUUAAAGACCGAAAUAAAAAUGUAAAAACAUUUACUUCUCCUAUAGAAAAAUCAGCUCAGUCCAGUGAAGAAACAGGUAAAACUUUCAGUGAAAUGCCUAGACUGAGAACACAAGUGGAUGAAUCAAAUGAAGGAAUGAAUCUUUCUAAUUCCUGUGUUAUUGCAAGUCCGGUCGUACAAGAAAAACAAAAUAAUAAAUAUGUACUAAGUGAAAGUUUAUUACAAACACCCAAGAUUUUUGAGAUUCAGACACAGAAAUGCAUUUCUGAGAGCUUGGGAGCAGAAGCAGAUCCUGAUAUGUCUUGGACAAGUUCAUUAGCAACGCCUCCUACACUUUCUCCAACUGUCAUAAUAGGUAAUGAAGAAAGAAGAAAAGAUACAGUUUCUGGAACAACGAUCCCUAAUGAAAUAAUUGAUGCUAUCAUGUAUGGUUUUUUUUCCAAAAACGAGAAAAGUCUCAAGAGCAAUAAUAGACAAUCUUCAUCAGGAAUUGAAAUUUCAUGUGCAGAAAUGGACAGCAAAAUCCACAAUCUUGAAAGUUUUUUAAAUGAAUCUUUUGAUAAGAAUGCAUUUCCUGUUGAGCUACAUGGAUACCAAAAGCCAUCAAAUAUACCAAAGGAUGAAAAUAAUCAUGGUGGAACAAAUGACUUUUCUCUGAACAUUGCCAGCAGCAGAGUUUUUCUAAAAAAAAUUAACUCAGUUGAGGAGAAUAAAAAAGCUAUUUUUUAUGAAAAGAAUCAUGAUGAACUUGAAGGAUAUCAUGAAAUGAUUAAGGCUUCUCAUGAAAGACAAUGUGAAAAAAAGUUAAAAUCUUCUAAAUGUAACCUGAAUACAAAUGUCCCCAAAAUACAGAAUGCAGUGAACAGAAAGGAGAAUAUGCCAUCAUCUUUGCUUUGUCCAUGGUCUCAGUUGGACUUGUCUGGUCUUGAAAUAACGCAACUUGAAAAAAAAUUCAUGAAGAGCAUUAGUUCAUCUUCUACCUUACAGGUCAAGAAAACUUAUCCGGAUAGUCCAUCAUCUAUUGAAAAAGAAUGCAGUAGUCCUAAAAUAUUAAAAUCAUAUAUGUUAAACACACCAUGUCUAAUACAAAGUAGAAAGAUGAGUUCUCCAGAAAAGUUAUCCGUUUCUGAAAACUCACCUUUAUUGAUUAAGAAUGAUUCAGUGUCAUUGAAACAUGCUGAGAAUGAGGAGUUUUCUUUUGUAAAUUUUUCAGAGAAUAAUUAUUUCUUAAAGAGCAGAACUUUAACAGAAUCCUCAGAAGUCCAAAAUAUUCGCUCUGAUUUCUCAAGGAAGGAUAAAAGUUCUUCAGGCUAUCUAGGUAAUAUUUCAAAUCAAGCUUCUAGUGAUGCUAGACAACACACAAAAUCAAGCUUGAAAAAUAUUAGCUCACUUUCCAGUUUGAAAAGGCGGCCCAAAAAAUUCAUUUAUGCUCUAAACAAUUCUCUAAUUCAGCGGGAAGAAGGAACCACCCAGAGAGAUGGAUCUCUUACUUGUUUUGUGCCAAUAUGUACAAAUUUAGAAACUGGUAUCUCUGAACUUUCUGAAAUCCAAAUCAAGAGUGAAGGACAAAUUGAAACUGCUGAUAAUCUUUCCACAAAAGAAAGAAAGCAAAUAGAUUCUGAAAAAUGCUAUACAUCUACUAACAUGUUAUAUGAAACUACAGGUAGUAAAAAGUCAAAUAUUCAACAUAACACUACUGAUAGUUCAACACUACUUCUAAAAAAUAAUACAAAGAAAGAAGCUAUAAUGUUUUCCAGAGAUAUUGCUGCUAAUUAUCAAACAGAGGUAACUGAAAAAGGAUUCCAUGAAAUCUGUCACAGCAAUACUUGUGUGGAUAGAAAGACUGAUUUCACAAAUUAUAGUUCAUCACAAGAAGCACAAAAAUGUACAUUGCCGAUGCAAGUAUCAGAAACAGAAAAUAAGCAAGUAAACUUGGAAUUAACUGCACAAUUUUUGGACAGUGGUAUUCAUUCAAUGAAAGCAUCAAAAUCUAAAACUAUGGUAUUGGAGAAAGAAAUUGAUACAAAACUGUCUCCAUUACUAAGUUUAAAAGAAGGUGCGCCUGAUGAUAAGCAGAGAGAGUUAGGAUGUCUUUGUAAUAGGAAAAUCCAGGAAUGCAAAGGUUUUAAGACUGCAUCUGAUAAACAGAUAGUGCUAUCUGCUGAUGAAAUCAGAAAAGGCAAAUUACUGUUCAAGGAUAUAGAAGAUCAACUUCUUGUAGACUUUCAGAAUGAAGAAAAAGGUGCUAUUUCAAGUCAAAAUAAACAGGAAAAUACUGAGAAUUUUUCAGUUGGACAAAAUGAACUAAAUUUACAUGUUUCUGAUUCUGUGGUUCACUCAGAUGAUGUGAAAAUUAGUUUUCCUGAAUAUGGCAAUAAGUCUGUUCAAAAUGUACUUAAAAAUCAGCACUCUGAAGAAAAACACAAUUUAACAGCAAGCCAAGUAGCUGAAAUUACUGAACUUUCUAACAUAUUGGAAGAAACAGACAGUCAAUUUGAAUUUACCCAGUUUAGAAAACACAAGAUUAUGAUGGACAAUAACACUAAUGAAACUAAAAGUUUUAUAAAAAAAAAAUUAAAUUCUAAGAAUUGGAAAGAUAUGGGAUUUGUGGACGAUCCAGGUAAUAAUCAGUCCUCUUUUAAGCAUACAGAUACUGGGGAAUGUAAUACUGACAGACAAAGCAACGAGCAGGUUAUAUUGCUGAAAUCAAAUAGAAAAGAAAAAUGUUUUGUUCCAGUUAUUUCAGAUCCCUUACAAUCUGAUCUGGGAAAUCAUAAUUCAGUUAAAAACAAAGAUGAGAUUGCAAGAGGUACAGAAUUAGCCAGCAAUAUGAAUGGAAUGGAUGAAAUAUUGAACUAUAAAAUAAAAACGGAUAGUUCAAACAAAUGCAGUAGUUGGCACAUGCCUAUGAAAGAAAUAGAUAUUGAUUGGCCUCAGAAGGCCAAAAAAGGAAAUGCUAAAUAUAUAAUACAAGGUACCACAAAAGAUACAACAAUUGCUUUUGUAAAAGAAGAUACAGAAAAUAAGUUAAAAGAUGUGGACUGCCAUAAAGAUAGUGUUGUCCAGAUUACUAGCACCACAGAAGUAAACUUGAAAAUUAUUCAAAAAUAUUCUGUACAUGUAUCAGAAAACGAAUUGUUAUCCACUAAAAAUCAAAAUGCUUUACCUGUACAUCAUUUUCUAAAUUGUGGGAAAACUUGCUGUAACAAUAAUUACCCAGAAACUUUGUCUGAUCUAACAUGCUUAGUUGAAGUUGCUAAAACUGAAAAAAAUAAUACUUGGAAUGAUGCAGGUGCAAAAGAAAGUUUUAUUUCAGAACAAGAAGAAAAAGUAAGUAAGCCAGAAAAACAAUAUUUUCUACAGAGCAUUCACACUGUUACUGACAGGGACACAUUUGCAGAAAAAAGUAAGAGACUUAAUUUGUUGACAGGCUCUGAUAUACAGGAAGAGAUAAAUAAUAUGUCAUAUUACAAAAGGAAGACAAAUGCUAGACAUAAAGAAGUUAUCCCUUCUAUGAAAGAGAGUACAGAAUUAAAUCAGACUGAAAUCUUUUUUGGGUGCAACCAUAAGAAUGUCUCUGAAAACAGGGAAAAGCAGACUGGUGGUUUUCAUACGGCUAGUGGUAAGCAAAUUACAUUUACUGACAAAUCUUUACUUAAAGCAAGGCAUCUUCUUUCAGAAGAAGCUCUCUUUUUUGGAAAUAUGAACAAUACUGGUAAUCUUAUAAAACCUAGUGUUGAAGAUUCAGUUAAAAAUAAUUUUAAAUUUGGAGAAGGAGCUGAAAAAUGUAGAGAAAUUGGACAUUCUAAAGAUAAUUUUGAAGAUUCUUUGGACGUGCUGUCAAACACGGUUAAACAGGGUUUCAAGAGUGGAUUGAUCUUUAAAGGACUGACCUUGAAUAUAAAUACAUCUGAAUCAUAUUUUAAUGGAGGAAAAAAAAUCAGUAUUUUGAAAGAAGCAUAUAAAAAUCAAGAUUGGAUGACAUCAAAAUGUGAUUUACCUUUACUGGAUACUGGCACCUUACAGAAAUACUCAACUAAUGAAGAAAAAACCUCAACUUCAAAACAAUUAAAAGUUAGGCCACCUGCAUUCAGUUUCAAAACGGCAAGUGGUAAAACUGUUAAAGUUUCUCCACAAGCAUUAAAAAAUGCCCAACAAUUUCUUCAUAAAAACUACAGUAACUUGGAAUCUCAAUCUGAAACAAAAAAAUGUAAUAUGUUAGGAAGUUCUUUGGAUGCUUUUGGCAGUAAAAACUGCAUUACUUCUGGUUACUUGAAUGUAGAGAAGAUGCCAAUGGGAUAUUUGAAUAUAUCCCAGUUUCCUACAACCAAAGAAUUAUGUAGAACUGCCCAAACAUUACCGUGUGCUAUGCCCAUAUUAGUAGACACUGUCUCUGAAACAAAUCAUGAAACUUCAGAUGAAAGUUUUGAAAUGGGCAAGUGUUUUAAUACCUGGGUUUCCACCAAAGGGAACUGCAUAUCAGAUUUUUCUUCUGAUAAAUGUAUGUUUUUUAGCACAGCAAGUGGCAAACCUGUUCAGUUAUCUAAAGAAUCGCUGAAUAAAGCAAGACAACUUUUUUCUGAAAUUGAACCUAAUUUAUCAGAUCAUCAGAAUUUUGUUUCAGAUGACAAUUUCAGCUGUAAUGAGAUACAUUCAGUGAAGAAUGUGAAUGCAUCUGAGUCAGAUGUUAAUGAAGGAACUAAUGUCAACAUAUCUGGAGAAAUCUAUAAAAAUGAAAAUUGGAUGACACCAAAGUGUAGCUUGCAUUUCUUGGAUGUUAGUACGUUAGAGAAAUCCACAACUAAUGGAGAAAAAGACUACCCUUCAAAACAGUUGAAAGCUAGACCAGCUGCAUUCAGUUUCAGUACAGCAAGUGGUAAAACUGUUAAUGUUUCUCAGGAAGGAUUAAAAAAUGCCCAACACGUUCUUCAUAAAAACCUCAAUAACUUAGAAUCUCAGUCUGAAGCAAAUAAAGGUAACACCUUUGGAAGUUCUUCUGAUGUUUUUGGUAGCAGGGACUAUAUUGGUUCUAGCUAUUUGAGUGUAGAGAAGAUUCCAACAGAAUAUUCAGGCCUGUCCCAGGUUCCUGUAACCAAAAAGUUAUGUGAAAGCACCCAAACAUUAUCAUGUGUUGCACCCAAAUCAGUGGAAACUGCGCCUGAAUUAAAUUGUAAAGCUUCAGAUGACUUUAUUGAAAUGCAUAUGUGCUCUGAUACCCGAACUUCCAACAAAAAGAAAUGCAAAUCAGACUUUUCUACUGACAACUGUGGGUUUUUUAGCACAGCAAGUGGUAAGCCUGUUCAGUUAUCUAAAGAAUCACUAAAAAAAGCAAGCCUACUUUUUUCUGAAAUUGAAUCUGAUUCAUCUGGUUAUCAGAAUUUUGACUCAGAUUGCAAUUAUGAAUAUAACACAGUGAAUUCUAUCAGAAAAAAAAUAUUUCCCAGAGAAAAUAGAUUAGAUAUAUCCCAAAGGGAAAAAAAUCCAAAUGUAGAGGAGCAUUCAGGCAUUCCAUGUGAUUUUAAUACAGCAUGUGGAGAACAGGUACGGAUUUCUCACAAGGCUUUUCAAAAUGUUAUGGGACUUUUAAAAGAAUUCGAUGAUAUCGGUGCAAGUGAUUUCUUUGUUGAUGAAAGUUUAAAGCAAACUCAUAAUUCUCCAAUAAAAACUCCCAUUACAAAAGUUAAACAGGAGCAUGAAGCUAAUUCAUCAUCUAAACCGAAGGAGAAAUGCAAAACCAGAGAGAAUCAGAAUAAAAAUGAAACUUCUAAAUCCUUGCUAAAUAUUGAAAUACCUACGUGCAUCACUUCUACUGAGAAAUACAAGCAACCAGCAGAAUUCAAAAGAAGGUUUUCAUGUUCAAAAGAAGUAACUGAACCUUUGAAGAUAAUACAAUCAUGCCAAAGCAGAGUCAGUACUAAAUAUGCAACAGAAGGGAAUCCGGAUUGUUUUUGUCCUGCUUAUUCCCAAACUCCAGAUAAUUAUUCAGAUGUAGAAGCUUCAGAAAGUGCAAAAGCUUUCAUAAAAGAUGACGAUUUCACUGAUUCAGAAGUACAAAGAAAUAUUCAAAAAUCUAUCUUGACAGCUAAUAAUUCUCUGUUACAUACAAGAAGUGGGAAAAGACAUCUGGAAAAAGAAAACACAUUUGGACAACCUCCUAUUAAAAGAAAGCUGCUGCCUGAAUUUGAUCAAUCCGAAAAAUUCACUAGAUCAUCUUUCAAAUCUUCAAGAAGUUCUCCAUAUGGUAUAAUAAAUGACAGGAAAAAAAUAUCCAACAAGAUCUCUUUAAAACCAGUCAUCUGUGGCUCAUUUAGUUCCACAAAUGAACAACAAGAAAUACUGAAUCCAAAUUUUAGUAUUCAAAAACAAGUUAUGAAAGGAUCUAAAUCUGGUGGUUUUUCAGAGCGGUCUUCAAUUAGGUCAUUGGCUCAGUUUGGAAUGAUCGUAAGUGAGGAAAACAAAACACAUAAUCAUUAUUCAGGGAAAAAACCUACCAAGAUCUUUGUGCCUCCUUUUAAAAUAAAAUCAAGAACUUCAGAAGGUGGAAUAAGUAAUGUCAAAGACCAUCUCUCAUUCAGUUGCAAAAGUAUCAACAGAAUGGAAGAAUAUAACACAAAAAUUAACAAAACCUUCAUUGACUCAGAAAAAGAUAAUUGUGCACGAAUAUCAGCUUUGGAUUCAGGAUAUAGUAAAAUAGUUCAAGACAUAACAAAAAUGACAACAUAUCUUCAGUAUGCCAGAAAUCUACAACAAAUGAGAAUUACAAAGAAACAAGAUCAAAUAAUUCGUCCACAACCAGGCAGCCUGUACCUUGUAAAAAGAUCUUCUGGUCUUUGCAGAAUUCCCUUAAAAGCUGCAGUCAAAGAGAAAUUGCCUGACUUUUAUUCCAGUGAACAGUUGUAUGCUUUUGGUGUUUCCAAGCAAUGCAUAAAAAUUAAUAGCACAAAUGCAGAAGAUUUUCAAUUUCUCAUCCAGGAUUUUUUCAGUAGAAAAUAUUUUCUAGAAGACCAUGGAAUACAGUUGGCUGAUGGAGGAUAUAUUAUUCCUAAUGAUGAAGGAAAGGUCGGAAAAGAAGAAUUCUUUUGGGCUUUAUGUGAUACGCCUGAUGUAGAUCCCAAUCUAAUUUCCAAAGCCUGGGUGUCUAACCAUUAUAAGUGGAUUGUAUGGAAACUGGCAGCUAUGGAGGUUGCAUUUCCACAAACUUUUGCCAGUAAAUGUUUGACACCAGAAGGAGUAUUACUUCAGUUAAAGUACAGGUAUGAUAUAGAAGUGGAUAAAAGUCAACGAUCAGCCAUCAAAAGAAUAACAGAAAGAGAUGAUGUUGCUGGAAAAACAAUCAUACUGUGCAUCUCUAAAAUUAUAUCAUUUAGCACAAACAUGCCUCACACUGCUGAUGGCAAAAGCAUCAAUGAGGACAAUAAAAAAGAAGUGGCAAUCAUUGAAGUUACAGAUGGUUGGUAUGGAAUUAGGGCAGUCUUGGAUCCUCCUCUUCAGUCACUGUUAUCUAGGCAGAAGCUUACAGUUGGCCAGAAAAUUGUUGUACAUGGAGCAGAGCUUGUGGGAUCUCAGGAUGCAAGCACUCCUUUAGAAGCACCAGAAACUCUGAUGUUAAAGAUUACAGCUAACAGUACUCGACGUGCUCGAUGGUAUGCCAAAUUAGGAUAUUAUCGUGAUCCUCGGCCAUUCUCUUUGCCUUUAUCCUCAUUGUUUAGUGAUGGUGGGACUGUUGGUUGCAUUGAUGUCAUUGUUCAAAGGAUUUAUCCUAUACAGUGGAUGGAAAAACCAUCAAUAGGGUCCUGUGUGUUUCGUAACAAUCGAGCAGAACAAAGAGAAGCUGCAAAAUUUGCUGAAAAUCGACAGAAAACAUUAGAAGCAUUGUUGGCAAAAAUACAAGCAAAAUUCGAAGAGAGUGAUGAUAAAGGCAAAAGAAUACUGCGAUCCCAUGCUCUAACAAGGCAACAGAUACGUGGUCUACAAGAUGGUGCAGAGCUUUAUGAAGCAAUUAUUAAUUCUGCUGAUCCAUCUUAUAUGGAGGGUUUUUUCAAUGAAGAGCAAUUAAAAGCCUUGAAUAGUCACAGACAGAUGGUCAAUGAUAAAAGGCAAGCCCAGAUAGAGGCAGAAUUCAGGAAAGCUGUGGAAGCUGCUGAGCAAGAGAAAAACAGCUCCUGCAGAAGGGAUGUAUCCAACAUAAUCAAACUACGAAUUGUAGAUUAUGGGACAAAAGAAAACUCAAAAGAAGUUAUACUGAACAUCUGGCGUCCACCCUCACAUGUUUGUAGCCUCUUAAAGGAAGGAGGACGAUACAGAAUUUUACAGUUAUCUGCAUCUCACUCCAAAGGCAAGUUGAAAACCAACAAUAUACAGUUAACAGCUACCAAGAAAACCCAGUAUCUACAACUGCCAGUUUCUCAAGAAAAUCUAUUAGAAGUUUACAGACCAAGGGAAUGUCUGGUAUAUGGUAAACUGAUGGAGCCCUCCUUCCGACCAGCUUGUUCUGAAGUGGAUUUGGUGGGAUAUAUAGUUUGCGUGACAAAAAGAGCAGGUUUUUCUACAUUGGUAUAUUUGUCAGAUGAACAUCAUACUAUAAUAGCAAUUCAGAUUUGUACAGAUCUCAAGCAGUUUGCUAUUGAAGAUAUAAUCAUUCCAUCUGCAUUGAUCUCUGCAACCAAUCUUCAGUGGCGACCUGAAUUCAAAUCAGAUAUUCCCACCCUAUUUGCUGGAGAGCUGUCUGCAUUUUCUUCAAACCCAAAGGAAAACCAUCUCCAAGAAAUAUUCAAAGAAUUUAAAAAUACCAUUGAGAACAAUGGCUGCUUUAGCAAAGAGGCACAAUACAAAGUCAUGAAUUUUUUAAAAUCAGAUCCCUUGCAAUUACUUAGUUUUUCCAAAGAGUGUGGCUUGGAUCCUCCCUGGAAAUCUGAUGCAGGAAAUAAACAAGAAAUUACAAUUCCCAACAGUGAACGAAGACAUCAGAGUCCUUUGACUAUUGGAAAGUCAGAUAUAAAACCAUCCUUUUCUCUUGGAUCUGCAAAAGUGACACCAGAUUUUCAAGAAACUCCAAAGAACUAUAAGAAACGAAAGGCAAUGGAUCUGCUCAGUCAAGUCCCUUCCCCUCCACCUGUGAAGCCAAUCUGCACAUUUAUUUCACCACCUCUAAAAAAAGCAUUUCAGCCCCCUAGAAGCACUUGUGCCCAGAGCAAAACUUCAGUUAAAAAAACUGAAUGUAAGAAUAGCAAACAUCCGCUUCUAAAGUUAAAUGGGACUGAUUUUGCUCCUGAAAACAAUUUUGUUGCUGAUGAAGAACUUGCAAUGAUAAAUACUCAAGCCCUCUUAAGUAAUUUUUCAGCAGAGCAAGGAAUUGUAUCUAUGGGUGACACUGCACAUGUGAUAUCCAGUACAUGAUGCUACAGUUUUUCGCAGGCUGAUCAUUCUGUCCAGCCUACCAAUAAAAAAAAAGACAUGCAUCCGGGAAAUACCAAAAAAAAAUAAUUCCUAUACAGGAAAACAGAGUUCAUUAUUGUAUAGGAAAUGUUACAGAGGCAAAGAAAAUGUCACUGUUAAUAUAGUUUAUAUUUAAUGUGUGAAUUACCUUUUAAAACUCUGAACGUUGUAAAUGUUUGUUUAGAUUUGUUUAUUAUACGUUUUAGCUCAAAACAAACAUUUUAAGACACUUCAGUAAGAACUUGCAAAUUCCUGAUAUGUAAGCUACAGGUACAUUUCUGGGUCAGAAGUUAUUAGUUUCAAAUUUUUAUCUCAAAUAUUCAAUGCAUCUUACAUCAAAGUUAGCUUUUGAACAAAUGGCUUAACAGAAGAAUACAUAAAAAGGUUGCACAAAAGGAUUUUUCUCGUUUUUCUUUCCUAAAGAUGCUGUAUAAACGGCUAUUCUAAACAGUGUUAUAUGUAUCAGAGGUUGUCAAAGGGACUAGUGCCCAAAAUUAUAUGAACGUAUUGUUUUAUCAAAUGUGAAUAUUAAAGUAGCAUCAAAUUAUCCUCUUCCCUAAAAAGAACAAAGAAAAUGA
Molecule: messenger RNA, 10684 nt
Organism: Pantherophis guttatus
Lineage: Eukaryota; Metazoa; Chordata; Lepidosauria; Squamata; Colubridae
Source: RefSeq, a predicted model, not a curated record